UACUGCAGACAAGACCAUAAACCUCAACGACCGACUACAGAGUGACACACAAAUCAAGGUAGAGAGAGUACGUAUGCCGUAUGAAAAUGCCAACAUUUACCAGACACGUCUUACCAAGUCCUACGUGUGGUGGAUUGACGACCCAUGGGCAGCACUCAUCGCCUUAGCGGCAAUCAUCAUCCUCCUCUGUAUCGUUGGAAUAAUUGUUCUAGUGUUCACACACUCCAGAUACACCAAGUACAUUAACCAGUACCGUAUAUACCAAGCUUCCUAUGACCAGCCAGACUUCAUGGAACCUCCAAGUUUCCUCAGGGAGUACGAGACACAGAGUCUGAAUAUGUAUGUACCGCCUGAUGAGGCUAUAAACCCUCUGGAGAUCCUCAAUGUAAAUCUCGGUGAGGAGGUAAUGAUUGAACCACAGGAAGAUGACCGGGGUUUAUCCACGGCCGCUAUCAAUCCCAUAUUCCAGGAUGAUACUCAACAGGGCACAGGCAUAGUAGAAGGAACCACCUUGCUCUGAUGCAACCUGCCAACACAAUCUUCAUUCCGGGAAGUUCAUUAAUUAGUGUUCAACAAAAAUUCUGCCAGCCUGCAACAUUUAGACAAAGACAACAUCAUACUAUAGAAACUUUGUAUUUGUUAUGCUAUUAAAGCAAAAGACUUCAACCUGGAAUGAAAUGACAUCAUCGUUAGAAAAUCACUGUACAAACCAUUACCUGUCACAGGUUUUGCUUAGACUUGCCACAUACUCACGUUUCUGUACACUUUUAUUACUAGAGUGAUUCCUGGUAAGAGCACCAAACAAGUGGUUACCGUGGCAACAACUUUCAUCUAAUGAAGGAGAUACGUGGUCACUCAAUACAGUGGUAACAGAUUGGAGGUCCGCUCCACUCACCUCUCUAUCUAUGCAUAUUUUGUUACAAUGAAGAAAUGUUACUUCCAAAAGUUAAAGAGUGACGAGUGCUGAAAUGAUAUGUGAAUGUAACAAUGAGUGUGAAUGUGUCGUUUCUCUGAACUUUGACCUCUGUUCUUAUUCCGAAAUAAGGGAAAUAAUGAAAAUCCUUUUAAGCCAAUUCAAAAUUCAUGACUGUUCGUUUUUACUUCCAAACAGUUAUGAAAAGAGGUCCGUUGAUAGAAAGACUGUGCGGUAUGUUAAAGUCACUUGUGGGAUGGGAAUGGGGGUUGUUAUUAUACAUAUAUUCUUAUUAUAUAACCAUAGUUCAGCUUCAGAUAAACAUCUAAACCAAAUCAUUGCUAGUUUGUUAAAAAUAAUUAUGCAAUUUUUUUAAAUAUUUAAAUUUUGUUUUUCUCUUAUUUAUCUCACUUCUUUCACUGUGAAUAGAAACACUUUCUAGGAAUAAUGCUAACUAAUGAAUCAUCAAAUUUUCAGUUUUUGUUUUGGAUAUUUAUUGAGUGCUAUGUAGAAUCCUAUAAUUACCAAAAUCAAUGCCUGGUUUUACAAUUUUGUUGUGAUAUAUACAUAUAUAUAUAGAAAUGUUAAAGACAUAUUUUUGUAUUUUUAAUGGAUUUUUCCAUGUGGAUGCGGAGCUGGCCACAUCUUGAUGUCGGAACAUGUCUCCCAUUGCUGUCCAUGUCUCCAUAUACAUAUCUGUUUUCUUGUUAUAUCUGCUUUAUGCGUAACAUUCCACAUUUUAAUAAUUUUCACCUUAUGGUAGCCCAUCGAAAAUUCUUUAUAAUCUGCGAGUGAUGCAUGGAAGUAAGGAAUUGCCAGUAUAUGAAAAUUUUGUAUUUUUUUAUAGAAAAAAAACUACCAAUAAAAUGUAAUAUAUAUUUUCAGAA
Messenger RNA from Mizuhopecten yessoensis (Yesso scallop), 1800 nucleotides. RefSeq lists its product as uncharacterized. Lineage: Eukaryota; Metazoa; Mollusca; Bivalvia; Pectinida; Pectinidae. The coding region runs from base 74 to 520 and encodes 148 amino acids. The transcript has 4 exons. The record is from RefSeq and is a predicted model, not a curated record.